This is a messenger RNA of Cydia splendana, 843 nucleotides long. RefSeq names its product nuclear cap-binding protein subunit 2 (gene Cbp20). Gene Ontology annotation, molecular function: RNA cap binding. The transcript has 5 exons. Gene Ontology annotation, biological process: mRNA cis splicing, via spliceosome. The coding region runs from base 155 to 652 and encodes 165 amino acids. Gene Ontology annotation, cellular component: nuclear cap binding complex. The record is from RefSeq and is a predicted model, not a curated record. NCBI's taxonomy places the organism in Eukaryota, Metazoa, Arthropoda, Insecta, Lepidoptera, Tortricidae.
GAAAUUUCAUGAAUAUGCUUGCUUCGUGUCAAAAAGAGAAUUGGUUGUAACUGGGCAAAAUAUUACUGUGUUUUGUUUAACCCUUAGUGAAGUCUUAUAGCAACAAUUAUUUUAAGAGUAUUUUAGUCUACAACAACAAUUGAUCUAAUACAAAAUGAAACGAGGUUAUGACUCAAUGAACUCUUCGAUCGAAAUUAGUUCAUACCGUGACCAACAUUUUAAGGUUUGCCAAGGAUCCAGAAGCGAACAAGAGAAGUUACUUCGAACGACUGCAACUCUUUACAUAGGAAAUUUGUCAUUUUAUACAACAGAAGAGCAAAUAUAUGAAUUAUUUUCGCGGUGUGGUGAUAUUAGGCGGAUAAUCAUGGGAUUGGACAAGUACAAGAAGACUCCUUGUGGAUUUUGUUUUGUUGAAUACUAUGCUAGAGAAGAUGCAGAAAACUGUAUGAGAUAUAUCAAUGGCACGAGGUUAGAUGACAGAAUAAUCAGGUGUGAUUGGGAUGCGGGCUUCAUUGAGGGGCGUCAGUAUGGACGUGGGAAAACAGGUGGACAGGUGCGGGAUGAAUAUAGAACCGACUAUGACGGCGGGCGCGGUGGCUAUGGUAAAAUCAUUGCACAGAAGAUCACCCCAAAUACCAUAGAACGCCAAUGAUGGCAAAGGUGCAGUUUUGCUAUGUUGUGUAAACUUAUGUUAUUUGAGUGUGAUAGCAACUUAAGAAAGACUGGAUGGAAUGUAAUUUAAAUAGUCAUAAAACUCAUAAACUUUUUUUAUAAGUAAAACAACAUGUUUUAUUAAGAAAUAUUUAUUAAAAUCUCAUAUAAGCAUUUUAACAACUACAUGCA